This is a messenger RNA of Diaporthe batatas, 1547 nucleotides long. RefSeq lists its product as uncharacterized. The coding region runs from base 592 to 1410 and encodes 272 amino acids. Gene Ontology annotation, biological process: fatty acid beta-oxidation. Lineage: Eukaryota; Fungi; Ascomycota; Sordariomycetes; Diaporthales; Diaporthaceae. The transcript is spliced from 7 exons. The record is from RefSeq and is a predicted model, not a curated record. Gene Ontology annotation, molecular function: enoyl-CoA hydratase activity. Gene Ontology annotation, cellular component: mitochondrion.
GUCGGGUGUGAUCGUCGCUGUCACGACCCUAUGCCUUCGGGAUGUAGAGACUGACUAUACGCAUUAAUCAGUGCAUACUACAUAGUAGUAAGAACGAAACAACCUCACGCGCGCGCCUUUGCCCGGUUGCGAAACUAGCUUUGACCACAGUUUGAACCACGCCGGCGCUGUUGCUGGGGCCGUCUCAACUCUGAACCUGCCCUAUCCGAUUGAUGAUAAUACAUGGCGAUAAUACAUACAUCUAACUCAUCAUGCUGGUCCUCACCCGGGCCGCCAGAGAUACUGACUGCACCAUGCAUAUCUCGCCGGCAUCGACGGCCUCGCUGGCCUCGCCGCCCUCACAUGUGCGCCUCCCCUCCUCCUCCUCCUCCCCGUUGCACUCGGACCAGUAUUCCUCUUUCUGAAACUGCAUAAUACUUCCUGCCACUUCCUGCCACCUGCUGCCACCUCCUGCCCACGCCCGCCCACGCCCGCCCACUCGUGCUUUGUUGAAAAGGGCAACUCUGCAACUUCCCACUCUGCCCAGCUGGAAACCAAAGCUCCGGAAUUUGAAAUCCUGCCCUGACAAAUCAUCACGACUCCAUCAUCAACAUGUCUGGCUCUGUGAUGCAAGAUAUCGCCCACCUCUGCACCGAGCACCUCAACGUGCUGGCCGAUGACGACGGCGUCGCGGUCGUGCAACUGAACCGCCCGCAGAAACGCAAUGCCUUCACCCAGGCCAUGAUCGAUGCCAUGGUCGCAGCCUUGGCUUACCUCGACGCAGCCAAGCACGUCCGCGCCCUCGUCGUCACCGGCAGCCCAGGUGGCGCGCCCUUUUCUGCCGGCAUGGACCUCAAGGAGCUGGUCCGCAUCUCAACUGCUGAGGCACAUCAGCGGGGCUUCCUCAAGGACCUCACCGACGCCUUUGCCCGCUUCUCAAAACCAUCUGUUGCCGCCGUGACUGGCUUCGCUCUUGGAGGUGGUUGUGAGAUUGCCUUGGCGUGCGAUAUCAUUUACGCCGACCAGGAUGCCAAAUUUGGGCUUCCAGAAAUCACCAUCGGCACUAUCCCCGGUGCUGGGGGGACCCAGAGGUUUGCACGAGCCCUGGGCAAGUAUAGGGCCAUGGAGCUCAUCCUGACGGGUGACUCGGUCCCUGCCGUCGAGCUGCAGCGCCUUGGUCUUGUCAACAAGGUGUUUCCAAAGGACCACGUCGAGGAGGAAGCGAUCAAACUUGCCAGGCGGAUUGCUGCCUUGUCUGCAACUGUCGUCGCGUCUGCAAAACAGGCCGUCUUGACAGCCGAGAACUCGCAUCUUGAGGCCGGAAUGGUCCAUGAGAAGGCCUUGUACUACGCGACAUUCAGCACUCAUGAUUGCAAAGAGGGGUUGUCUGCGUUUUUGGAGAAGCGCGCCCCGCGGUUCCAACACAGUUAGGACAAGGGUUGGUCGUAUAAGCCUUGGUCGUAUACCAUUGCAUGGGGGGCAUGGGACGAUCCAGCCCGGAAAAUAGCGUUCGUCCGAGCACGAAGAAGCUUUCUCGGUUGCUUGGCAGCGUAGCGAGAACUCUAAAC